Ochotona curzoniae (black-lipped pika) is the source of this 3053-nucleotide messenger RNA. RefSeq names its product reticulon 1 (gene RTN1). NCBI's taxonomy places the organism in Eukaryota, Metazoa, Chordata, Mammalia, Lagomorpha, Ochotonidae. Gene Ontology annotation, cellular component: neuron projection; postsynaptic density. The transcript has 11 exons. Gene Ontology annotation, biological process: brain development; neuron differentiation; endoplasmic reticulum tubular network formation. Bases 1 to 2298 code for a protein of 765 amino acids. The record is from RefSeq and is a predicted model, not a curated record.
AUGGCCGCGCCGCCGGACCCUCAGGAUCAGCUGCUGCAGCCGGCCAGUCCCGGGUUCCAGUGGUCUGGCGACUGGGGCGAGGGAGAGGACGAGGCGGUGACGCCGACGGAGGACAUGCCAAAGCAGCAGGCAGGAGAGGCCGGCCGGGGCUUGGGCGCCGGGGUCGGGCCGCGGGAUCCGGGAUCGGGCCCCGCCCGGCCGCCGCCCGUUGCUAUGGAAACUGCAUCCACAGGUAAGGCGGAUGUGCAGCAAGCGACAGAACAAACAUUCUCCACCACCCCAGAAGACAGGGAAGGACCGUGUUACACAUCUCUCAUAUCUGACCCCUGUUACCCACCGCGGGAGGAGUCCACAUACUUCACUGGAAUUCUCCAGAAGGACAGCGGCCACAGCACCACUGCUAAGAGCCCAGAGGACUUGGCUGCUCCCGCUGUGCCUGGGAUGGAACCUCGGGGCCUGCUCAGUUCCGAUUCCGGCAUAGAGAUGACCCCGGCAGAGUCCACCGAGGUGAACAAGAUCUUAGCAGACCCCUUGGACCAGAUGAAAGCAGAGGCCUACAAGUACAUUGACAUAACUAGGCCCGAGGAGCCGAAGGGUCGGGAGCAACCGCAGCUGGAGCUGCACGAGAAAGACUUGGGCCUUAAGGAGAAGGACCUUGACAUCUCAGCCAGCCCUGAAGGAGCCCGUGAACCUGACACACCAGCUCCCGUGCAGGGCAAGAUCCUCAAGGACCACUUAUUUGAGGAGUCCACGUUUGCACCUUAUGUCGAUGACCUCUCGGAGGAGCAGCACCACGCGGCUCUGCUCAGCGCCCCGGUCAAGAUCAUGCUCACGGAAGUGGAGGCCACCCCGCCAGAGAAGGGCCCUGAGAAACAAGACGUGUGUCUGAAGCCGAGUCCUGACACGGUGCCCACCGUCACCGUCUCGGAGCCUGAGGAUGACAGCCCCGGGUCUGUCACGCCCCCAUCUUCCGGAACAGAAGCAUCUGCUGCGGGAUCCCCGGGGAAGGGCAGUCUCUCGGAAGAUGAGCUCAUCACUGCCAUCAAGGAGGCCAAGGGAUUAUCCUACGAAACCGCCGAGAGUCCCCGGCCGCUGGCCCAUGUGGCUGACAGGCCCGAGCCCAAGGCCCGGGCCGGGCUGCCGACCAUCCCUAGCCCCCUGGACCAUGAGGCCAGCAGCGCCGAGUCCGGGGACUCGGAGAUUGAGUUGGUAUCCGAGGACCCGAUGGCCGCGGAUGACACUCUUCCUGCAGGCUACGCGAGCUUCGGCCACGUGGGGGGCCCUCCGCCACCAUCCCCGGCCUCGCCGUCCAUCCAGUACAGCAUCCUGCGCGAGGAGCGCGAGGCCGAGCUGGACAGCGAGCUCAUCAUCGAGUCGUGCGACGCGUCCUCCGCCUCCGAGGAGAGCCCCAAGCGCGAACAGGACUCGCCCCCGGUGCGCCCUGGCGCCCUGGACGCCAUCCGCGAGGAGCCUCGCGCUGCGGCCCAGGAGCGCACACCCAGCCGGCGGGACCUGGCCGAGCCGGGCCGCUUCCUCGAGUCUCUGUCGGAUGCCCCGCCAGCCGGCCCGGAGAUGCCCACUCGAGACGCAGCCGUGGCACCUGAGGGGCACGCGGCGCAGCGCACACCCGUGCAGGCGGCGACCUCAUCUCCGAGUCCAGGGGCUGCGAAGGGCCCUGGACCUCUGGGUCCUGGCGAUGCGCAGCUGCUGCUCUUCUUCAGUAAGCAGAAAGCGAUCGACCUGCUGUACUGGCGGGACAUCAAGCAGACAGGGAUCGUGUUUGGGAGCUUCCUGCUGCUGCUCUUCUCUCUGACCCAGUUCAGCGUGGUGAGCGUCGUGGCCUACCUGGCCCUCGCCGCGCUCUCGGCCACCAUCAGUUUCCGCAUCUACAAGUCUGUGUUGCAAGCUGUGCAGAAAACCGACGAGGGCCACCCUUUCAAGACCUACCUGGAGCUGGAGAUCACCCUGUCUCAGGAGCAGAUGCAGAAGUACACGGCCUGCCUGCAGUUCUACGUCAACAGCACGUUGCACGAGCUCAGGCGGCUCUUCCUCGUCCAGGACCUGGUGGAUUCCCUGAAAUUUGCAGUACUGAUGUGGCUCCUGACGUACGUUGGCGCUCUCUUCAAUGGCCUGACCCUGCUGCUCAUGGCUGUGGUCUCCAUGUUCACUCUGCCUGUGGUGUAUGUGAAGCACCAGGCACAGAUUGACCAAUAUCUGGGACUUGUGAGGACUCACAUCAACGCUGUCGUGGCCAAGAUUCAGACGAAAAUCCCAGGCGCCAAGAGGCACGCCGAGUAGUGGCUGUCCCUGAGGACUGGACACACACAGGAAUGUCGGGUGGUAACGCCUCCUCACUUGUUACCUGUUACUGCAAAUCCAUGGUUUCUUCUCCCCUCCCCGUCUCCCCCCACCCCGUCACCCAGUACCGUAAUCUUAGAUACAAACUUAACAACAGCUGUUUUCAGGCUGUUCCUGUACCCUUAGGAUAACUUGAGUCACUUGUGUCAAGCGCUGAAGUAUAGAGAAAAGUGUUUUAGCUGUGCUUUUCUUUUUGUGCAUGACGGUGCGAGCCCACCUUAUCUUUUCUUCUUGGAUGUUCUUCUCCUUGCGACGCUUCUGUAGCUUAUAACGCUCCCCCUGGCUAGGCCUUUCCCGCCCAGCGCACCGAUGUGAUUGUGCAAAUCGCUUACAUGUUUUUGGAUUGCUGGUUGGAUUCAUCUUUAAUAACAGUAUAUAGACUUGUAGACCGAUGUUUUAGCAGUUUUCCAACACAUACAAUGUAAAAAUUAAAAAAAAAAAGUCGACCGUACUUAUUGUAAUCAGUUUUGUAUAACUUAGCUAAAGAAAUAGACAAACCCCAAACGAAGACGCAGUACUUUUGUUGUAUGGGACUGAUGGGCUGACUUACAUGUAUGGUAACUAAAAAGUACCAGCCUGUUGACUUUAUUACACUUUGUAUGACUUUAUCUGUACCUCCUAACGGACUUAACUAUGGACUUGGGAUAUUUGCACUUACGUACUUGAUGCUGAAUGCAGAAAUAAAUGUUACUAAA